Molecule: messenger RNA, 3947 nt
Organism: Carassius gibelio (silver crucian carp)
Lineage: Eukaryota; Metazoa; Chordata; Actinopteri; Cypriniformes; Cyprinidae
Product: cyclin-T1
Exons: 9
Coding region: 384-2408 (674 amino acids)
Biological process (GO): regulation of transcription by RNA polymerase II; positive regulation of DNA-templated transcription, elongation
Cellular component (GO): cyclin/CDK positive transcription elongation factor complex; nucleus
Molecular function (GO): cyclin-dependent protein serine/threonine kinase activator activity
Source: RefSeq, a predicted model, not a curated record
UAAACAAUCAUGGGGAAGACUGCUGACUUGACAGUUUUAUGUUUUUUGUCAAAUAUUGGAUUAUUGAUUGUAGGGUGCUCCUAAAAUGUAGAACAUGCUCCUAAAUUUUUUUAGUUAAAAAAGAAAAGUAAGCGUAGAGCCCUGUAUUAUAUCUGGGUUUUUAGCUUUGUAAUGGCCAUUACAAAAAAUUAUAAUAAUUAAAACUACCAAAUACUAAAAUUGUCAGAAAAUGUUUCAUUUUAAUUAAUGGAUGCAUUUGGAGUAGAAAUAAAGACGAUUUUGUGUCCAGUUCUGAACGGGUUAAAUUUCAAACCGCACCGCCAGCCGGCGAUGACGCGCUUCCUGUGACGCAGUGAGAUUUUAAAACAUUGUCCUUCUCAGUAAUGGCGGCUUCGUUCCCUUCGCUUUCGCAAAAUAACAAUAAAUGGUACUUCACGCGCGAACAAAUCGAAAACAGCCCAUCUCGCCGAGCGGGACUUGAUCCCGACAAAGAGCUCUCGUACCGACAGCAAGCUGCUAACCUCCUGCAGGACAUGGGACAGCGGCUCAACGUGUCUCAACUUACAAUUAACACUGCCAUUGUGUAUAUGCAUCGGUUCUACAUGAUCCAGUCCUUCACUCGCUUCCACCGUAAUGUGAUUGCUCCUGCAGCUCUCUUUUUAGCUGCGAAGGUGGAAGAACAGCCCCGCAAGCUGGAGCAUGUGAUUAAGGUGACCCAUGCCUGUCUCAAUCCUCAGGACCCGUCACCAGACACCAGGAGUGAUACAUACCUGCAACAAGCCCAAGACCUGGUCAUUCUUGAGAGCAUUAUACUGCAGACCCUGGCUUUUGAGAUCACCAUUGAUCAUCCUCACACACAUGUUGUCAAGUGUACCCAGCUUGUGCGAGCGAGUAAAGACUUAGCUCAAACCUCAUACUUCAUGGCAACAAACAGUCUCCACUUGACUACAUUUUGCCUGCAGUACAGUCCACCCAUCGUAGCUUGUGUUUGUAUUCAUCUGGCCUGCAAAUGGUCCAACUGGGAGAUUCCAGUUUCCACAGACAGCAAACACUGGUGGGAGUAUGUUGACCCCACGGUGACCCUUGAGCUGUUGGAUGAGCUCACUCAUGAGUUCCUGCAGAUCUUGGAGAAGACGCCCAGCCGCUUAAAACGUAUCAGAAACUGGAAAGCUGCGGGUCAAACUGCAAAGAAAUCAAAAGGUCAAGAUGGUGAUCAGUCUGAUGCCAUUAUGAAUAUGAUCUCCAUGGCAUCGGCUGACAGCACGUUGGCCGGGCUGAUGAGCCUCUCUGGCCCACCCUCCGGUUCCUCCAUGGACUCCUCAGCUGACGACCACAGCACCGCUCCCUCAUCCCAACACUGGCAGCCUCCUGCGAAGGAGCUGCCCGCUACCAACGAGCUUCACGCGCCUGCUAAGAUGUCUCUGAGCGAGUAUCGGGUGAAGCAUGCAGACGUGCUGGCGGCGCAGAAGCGGAAUUUGGUGAAUAUGGAGGCUAGUGUGAAACAGGGAUAUGCCACUGCCGCCCAGGCCCUCAUGAACCAGCAGAGGAAGGAGAAGCACCAUCACCACCAGCAGUCCAGCUCUAGUUCCUCAGACCUAAACAAACCCUCACCCAUCGUCCUGAAGAUCCCGCUGGACGAGCGAUCGGAACGCAGUUCCAUAAAAAUGCGCUUCCCAGUGCCAGGCCAAUCCGGCAGCGGGGGGCACAGCAGCAGUAGCAGCAGUCGAGGAUCCGAGCAGGACAUUAAAGUGCGGAUCCGAGUUCCUGAAAGGCGAAGUGGCUCAGGAGAAGAUGGGAAAAAUCGUGUGAAACGCAGAGAGCGGUCCAACCACCAUCACCACCACCACCACCACUCUUCCUCUUUAUCAACAUCGUCUUCCUCAUCCUCAUCACAAAAACACUCGAGUUCUGCCAGCUCAUCAGGAAGUAGCAAAAAGGUCUCAGGUGAUCCUAUGCGAAUGAGCUCUUCGUCAUCCUCAUCCCGAAAAAGGACCCACUUGCCUGAUCCUCCUUCUGGCAGCCAUCUCUCGAAAGUUAGCAAAUCGUCCAGAAACUCGUUUCAGUUGCCGACGCUCACCGGCGUGCCCUCCCACGCGAUGGGUCAGGGGUCGGACAUCCUUCCCUCGCUGAGCCUCUCGCACCAUCAGGGAAACUAUUCGCAUUCCAAAUCGGACAAAGCAGACACGAACGGACACAAUACGGGCAGCCAGUCCAACGAAUACCAGGACACGUUUGACAUGUUGAACUCGCUGCUCAGUGCACAGGGCGUUCAGCCAGCGCAACCGCCGAUGUUUGACUAUCGCUCUCAGUACGGAGACUAUCGGUACAGCGGUAGCGCUCGCGGAGGAACACAGGCGCCACCUUUACCCUCAGAACCACCUCCAUCUCUGCCGCCACUGCCCAAAUAAACCCUUUUCCACUCAAUUCAAAUCAAUCGUCUUGGGAAUCCUGGGUUCCUUUUGUGCAUCCAACUUUGUGAUAUUGAGUUUGACAGCAAAGUAAUGUAAGGCAAAAAAUGUACCUGGUGAAUCUUUGCCCUCAUGUUGUCUUGCGUUUUGUGUGGGCGAGUGUGUUCACAACACCCAUCUGUGGCAAUAAUGUUAUUAUAGAACAAAAUAUGGCAAAAAAAAAAAAAGCAAAAAUAUUAUUUAUUGAAAACAAAUUGUACAUACUAUUUUUAAUGUUGCUCAAUUUUAUAUCCGCGCUAACAGAAAAGCAUAAUGGAAUUAAGGGUAUGUAUUACUGAAUGAGAGGGACCCAUUUUCCUCUUUAAAAAGUCUAACUGAAUGCAAAAAAAAGAAAAAUGAUUUUGUUUUAUGUAUGGAUUUAAGUCUUGCUAACAAUGUCUUUUUUAUCGAGUAUGGUAUUUAUUAUUAGCCUUUUAAAACCAUAGUUAUUAGCAGUCGUUGCUUGAAUGCGUCAGACGAUAUCUGGAUUUAUUUUUCUACUGUUGUAACCUGCUUCCCAGUCUGUAUUUACUUGACACGUAAUGUACGUUUUGAGAAUGGACAUACGAAUCCCCAAUAUUUACAUCGAAAUGUAUGUUUCUAAUAUAUGAAUAGUCACUGAAGUAAUGUUUGGAUUUUGUUUGGUAAAUCUCUGUGGUGUCUUUUUUUUGUAAUUUUCAGCUUCUGUAAAUGGACUAUUUUUACAUUUUUCCAAAAAGAAAACCUGUCUAAUUUGGGAAAGUGUGUCUAGUAGACCUAUGGUUCUAGAUUCAGAGUCAGACGCAGUCAUUGUUUUAAAUGGUUGUAGAAUUUCACGCUCGUAUAUGAUACACUAUACACAACAGGAUGUCCAGCUUGUACUCAUUUCAUUCUUGUGUUUCAGUUUAUUUCACAAACCCAGAUGCUAUCAGAUACAGGCUAUUUGUCAUUUUAGAAUGUAACUGACUUAUAAAUGGCCUUUAAAAUGAAUCUGUGAUGGGUAAAAAUACAAUCCAAUGAAUCAUCUUUCCACCAGUUUUCGGUGAAACUAUCUUUUUUGUUUCUUUGCAAAAAAAAAAAAAAAAAAAGGCAACAGUAUAAGAUUAAUUCUGUCUGUUUAUAAAUGAUUACCCUUAUAUUGUCCAUCAUAGCAUGAUUUAUUUUCUUUUAUGUUGAAGGGAUAGUUUGCCGAAAAAUGUACAUUCUGUCAUUUGCACACACGACUUAUUUCUCGCAAAAGUUAUUUUUUCCAUAUAAUGACAGUCUGUGGGGGUUGAUGUUUGUACUCCAAAGUAUCUUCAGUUUUGGAUGACUAUCUCUUUAAAAAUGCUGUGUCUUUUAAGGUCUGUUAGGUAUUUGUCAUCUGUCUGUAUUUGAACACUCCUGUUUAUUUGCUGUAAUACCUCCAUUUGUGUUUAACCCUGUGAUUGUAUCAAGGUCAUGUUUUUUUGGAGUUUGGAAAUGUCAAUGAUAAGCCAUCCGGUCCUAACUCAUGAAAUUAAAGCUGGUGGGAACUUAAAA